Molecule: messenger RNA, 1796 nt
Organism: Daucus carota subsp. sativus
Lineage: Eukaryota; Viridiplantae; Streptophyta; Magnoliopsida; Apiales; Apiaceae
Product: UDP-glycosyltransferase 75C1
Exons: 1
Coding region: 88-1482 (464 amino acids)
Molecular function (GO): quercetin 3-O-glucosyltransferase activity; quercetin 7-O-glucosyltransferase activity
Source: RefSeq, a predicted model, not a curated record
UAUACUCUAUUUACCCCCAAAAAGUUUCAUUCGACAACCCACACACAGAUAAACACAGAGAGAAAGAAAAGAAAGACAAGAACCAAAAUGAAUGGUAAGCAUUUCUUGAUUCUUUCUCUAGCGGUUCAGAGCCACAUCAACCCUACUCUACAACUCGCCAAGAUCCUCACUCACCAUGGCGCUCAAGUCACUUUCGCCACCACCACCUCCGGCCUAGCCCGUCUCAAGAACCUCCCCACCAUCCCCGGCUUAUCCUACGCCACUUUCUCCGACGGCACCGAGCAACACAGUAAUCAAUCACAAGACCCCAGCAAAAAGGACCCUCCCGAUGCUUACUUGGCUACCUUAAGACGCGAGGGACCUCAGAACCUCAAAAAGCUUCUCCAGAAGCUCUCCGACGAGGGUUCUCCGGUGACUUUUAUAGUGUACACUGUGGUGUUACCAUGGGCGGCAGAGGCGGCGCGUGACAUGCGCAUCCCGUCCGCUUUUCUCUUCAUUCAGUGUGCUAUUGCGUUCACGAUCUUCCAUCGCUUCUUUAACAGCCAUGAUGGUCUUCAUUCAGAGGAUAAUAAUUUUCGAGACGAUGCUUCGAUAAAAAUACCGAAAUUGUCCUUGUUCACCAGCCAGGACAUUCCUUCUUUUCUUUUACCGAGUAAUGAAUAUCAUUCCUCUAUGAUCCCUGUUUUCAGAGAGCACAUCCAGACCCUCGAAAAAGAUCCGAAUCCGUGUGUUCUCGUGAACACUUUCGAGGCGCUGGAAGAGGAUUUUAUACACUCCUUUCCUAGUAUAAAAUUUCUUCCCAUAGGACCUUUACUUCCGUUUGCAAUUCAAGAUGGACAUGAGUUGCAUGACAAGUCAUCUGGGGGCCACUUGUUCCAGUCCCCCACGGAAAAUUAUUUAUCAUGGCUUGACUCGAAACCCGACACGUCGGUUAUUUACGUAUCAUUCGGGAGCCUAUUGGUGCUCAAGGACACCCAAAAAGAAGAAAUUCUGCAAUGCUUGAGGGAAAGCGGGAGGCCUUUUCUGUGGGUCAUUCGUGAGAUCAAAGAUGAAGAAGUGAGCUCUAUGAGGGAGAGUCAUUGUAUUAGUGAAGAAAUGGGGAUGAUAGUGCCGUGGUGUUCGCAAGUGGAGGUGCUGAGCCACCGCGCCACGGGGUGUUUCGUGACGCACUGCGGGUGGAACUCGACGUUGGAGAGCAUGGCGAGUGGCGUGCCUUUGGUGGGGUGUCCGAGCUUCUCGGAGCAGAAGACGAAUAUGAAGAUCAUAGAGGAGUUAUGGGGGAAUGGAAUAGGGGCGAAAGGGAAUGAAGAAGGGGUGUUUGUGAGAGAAGAGAUCAGGAGGUGUGUGGAUAUUGUGAUGGGAGGAGACGAGAAAGGGAAUGAAAUAAAAGAGAAUGCUGCGAAAUGGAAGAGGCUGGCGGUUGAAGCAGUCAAGAAGGGUGGCUCGUCAUAUAACAAUCUUCUAAAUUUUCUGGAAAUGUAAGCACGGAUCCAUGAUGCAUGAUUACUCUCUUAGCAAAUGAUAUGACUAGUAUGGGACCUGUAUAAAAGCAAUAAUGUUGAAUAUUUGCGCACCAACGAGCAUGAAGAGAUGGGCCGAUGCCGUAUCAGUUAGAUCUCCGGUGGUUGAAAAUCCUGGAAUGUGUGCGAGCACUGUAGUAGUACUGUAAACUGCUAGCAAGACUAGUGUGUUUGUUCUUGUUUAAUCUGAAAAAGCAGAAAUAAAAUAUUGAGUAAAUUACAGAUUGUGUACCUGAAGUUUGUCAUAUAUUCAAUGUGUGUACCUGCAGUUUUGUA